Messenger RNA from Fonsecaea erecta, 876 nucleotides. RefSeq lists its product as hypothetical. NCBI's taxonomy places the organism in Eukaryota, Fungi, Ascomycota, Eurotiomycetes, Chaetothyriales, Herpotrichiellaceae. Bases 1 to 876 code for a protein of 291 amino acids. Gene Ontology annotation, cellular component: plasma membrane. The record is from RefSeq and is a predicted model, not a curated record. The transcript has 3 exons. Gene Ontology annotation, molecular function: acetate transmembrane transporter activity.
AUGGACGUGGACGAUAUCAACAGUUUACCUAGCAAUCACAAGACCGCCUAUGAUAUGCAUCACGAUGAUUAUGACCGGGAAAACGCACUUCGCAGACUUCGAACGGCCGGAAGCAUAUCCAUUACCCCUGAGCUUUUCGAGAAGAUUUACUUAUCACCCGCAAACCGCGUAUCAAACAACUUGAGGUCGACUUUGGGCAAUCCGACACCCCUAGCACUCUGCGGCUUCUUGUUAUCUUUGAGUCCUCUUUCGAAUAUUCUGCUGGGCUGGAGGAAGUCCGGCGACUCGGGCGCUGCAGAAGUGGGUGUCUAUUACUUCUUCGGCGGCCUGUUGAUGAUUAUUGGAUCCGUCUUGGAGUUCAUCCUCGGCAACACGUUUCCCUUCGUCGUCUUUGGAUCCUUCGGUGCCUUUUGGUUGAGUUGGGCGGCAACAUUGACUCCCUUCUACAACGCCUCCAUCGCAUACGACCCCGGGGACCCCACUGCAAGCGCCACGAACGCCACCUUCGCAAGUACCUUUGCUUUUUUCCAUUUAUACAUGGGCGUCCUAUGCUUCAUCUAUCUCCUCUGUUCACUGCGGACGAAUAUUUGCUUUGUCCUGAUUUUUGUCUCGCUCGUUCCUGCGUUCUCUCUUAUGGCAGCUACCUAUUGGCAACUGGCUGAGGGCCACGCAAGCACCGCUCUGACGUGCCAGCAUGCGGCUGGUGGCUUGGUCUUCGCCGUGUGCUUACUGGGCUGGUAUCUACUCGCUGCUCAGUUGUUGGCCAGCGUCGACUUCCCCCUGAAUCUUCCGGUGGGAGAUCUCAGCAACGUCGUCAAAGGUGCCACCGCCAGAGCUGCUGCUCGAGGAGAAAGAGCCGAGUCGAAGGAUGACUAG